AGACAUGACGUCAUUGGCGGAGGGAUAGAUAGCUGUGAGACAGAGAGCGAGAGCAGUACGCGCAGAGGACUACUAGUACUAUCCGCAGCAGACAGAAAGUGGAGGGCGAAAACUCUCGAAACGACAGCUUGCCGUAUGCCAAUGUGCAAAAUUAUACAGUUUCGUUAGAGGCCAAGGGAUCGAGAAUCAGUCGCAGAAGAUUCGAGCUUCGGUCAUCUGAAAGAGGAGUUGUAUAAAGAUGUCGUCUCCAAGUCCGGGCAAAAGACGAAUGGACACCGACGUGGUGAAACUUAUCGAGAGUAAACAUGAAGUCACAAUCCUGAGUGGACUCAAUGAAUUUGUAGUGAAGUUUUAUGGACCACAAGGAACACCAUAUGAAGGGGGCGUAUGGAAGGUGCGAGUAGAUCUUCCAGACAAAUACCCCUUCAAAUCGCCCUCUAUAGGAUUUAUGAAUAAGAUUUUUCAUCCGAACAUCGAUGAAGCGUCAGGGACAGUGUGUUUAGAUGUGAUCAACCAGACAUGGACCGCUCUUUAUGAUCUCACCAAUAUCUUCGAGUCAUUUUUGCCACAGUUGCUGGCCUACCCGAACCCCAUCGACCCUCUGAACGGGGACGCCGCAGCCAUGUACCUACACCGACCAGAGGACUACAAACAGAAAAUCAAAGAAUACAUCCAGAAAUAUGCAACAGAGGAGGCUCUGAAGGAGCAGGAGGAAGGAGCGGGCGACUCCUCUUCAGAAAGCUCCAUGUCUGACUUUUCAGAGGACGAAGCUCAGGACAUGGAGUUGUAGUUAAGGGUGACAGUUUCUCCCCUUUACCACAGAGACUAUAUUAUUUCCUAACCAUGCGAAGCAGACUAUAAAAGAUUCAUAUUUAAACAAGGUGAUUUUUUUUUUUUUUUUUAAUCAUUAUUAUUACUAAACCAGGAUUUUUAUGGAUAUCUAGCGUUGAUGAUGAAUAUGGCACCCUCUGUAGGUGUUCAAUCUCUACUUCUUGAUGGUUGUUUUUUACCCCCUUUUUUUUCUCUCUUUCACUCUCUCACUCGCUCUCUCCGUCACCCCAACAUAAGAAAGGCUUGUAGAGUUUCCCCCUUUGAUUCCACGUUGGUAUCUGCGUAGCUGGAAUGCAUGUCAUCGCCUCCCUAAUCCAACUUUUUCUGACGCAGACUGACCAGACAGAGGCCGUAUUUAAACGGGGGUGUCCUUUUUUCGCUUUUUGUCCCCUUGUGAUGUUACUAACCUACUGAGAGUUGUGUCCCAGAUGCUCUGAUACAUGAAUCCCCUGGGCUUAGACCUUUUGCCAGGACGGUCUUCAGGUGGAGUUGUUUGCAGAUGGAUCGGACACGUUUUGCCUCAUUACCACCUCAACGGUUUGAUCGAUCCCAUUCGAUCAUCCCAGUGCAACUCAUUUUGAAUUAUCGAUGCUUUCCUGGUUGUCCCAUUUUUUUUUUUACUUUUCAUUGUUUGUUUACUCUUUAAACAGCUGUUUUAAGAUUAAAACGCUUUAGAGGAAUUCUUCUUCUUUUUAUUUUGGUCUCACCUUGAGGGGAAAGUUUCCAUGCUGUAUGUUAAAGCAAGCAUCAGGAUUUUACAAAACACUUCUCAUCGAUCAAGCCCACGACACAGCGCCAGCGGAAAAUAUCAAUACGACUCCCUUUAAGUUCCUUGAGCAGUUUUUUUUUUUAAAGAGGAUUUAAGUGUAGAGGCUAGCACAGCGAAGCUCAACUUUUACACUAGCUUGAUGUUUCUGGCUUUUGUUGCCUCUUUGUGGAAGCCCCACACCACAAAACGUGGCUCUACGCUGUGUGACCUUCACAAAACGACCAGGAAGUGACUGUCCUGCUUUACGGAGCACAAAUCUUUAAUUUUGUACCAACAAUGUAUGCACAGAGUGUUUGUCUUUUUCCUCUUUCUGUCUCGCACCCUCUCCCUCUUUCUGAGCAUCUUUUUUUGUACAUUUGUUGUAUGAUGCGGAAGUGGAGUCAUGUAGGACUUUGUUGGUCUAGCCUAGAAGAAACCUUAAAGAGAAAAGAGACAAAAAAAAAAACAAUUUUUACUAACAUUUGUAGAGUUCAUCAUCUUUUCCUAUUGCUUGUGUAUAACUAUGAUAGCUGUUGUUUGACCUCAUGUAGAUCUAGUUAGUUUUACUGGGUGGUGAAAUCAAAGUUAGAUGUUCAUAUGGAUUUAGGUUUUGUAACCUGCUUGUCCGAUGUUAUACAGAUAUUAUCCGAAAGAUCCCAUUUGGUAAGAUCUGCCUUGUGGUUUUAGGGGAAAGUAACACUGAAGUGGGUUUUCGCUGUGACAUUAUGGAAACGGGCAGAUAUCUUCUGUAUAAAGAGCUUUUGAAUUUCAACCUCUGCAGAUAUCAUCAGUGGCAUGUUGGUACUACGAAGAACCAGAUUAAGUUUGUGUGCGUGUGUUUUUGCAGUAUUCUCACAAAUCUCACAUUCUGAAUGCACUUGUAGAUCCAUUCAUCGUCCAAAAUGUAAAUGAAACUGGGUUGAAGUGAAGAGUACGACGUUCCCGAAACACGGACGUCGACCCCUGACGGAAUGGCAUAUAAGGGGAGGUGUUUCAGUUCGGCUCGUGUGAUUUGAUACAGAGCUGCCUGUGUUUUUCCCAUGGAGUGGCUUUUUUAUGCUCUCUCAUUUUUUCUUUUCUAAUUAAAUUGAUGUUUUAUGGGCAAAACAUUUGAUGUUAUAGCCCGAGUCAAGAAUUGGCCAAAUUGUGCAAUGGACAAAAAAAAAAAAAAAAAAAAAGUCUCAGUUGAACAUUUUUGAGUCUAAAUCUGUUGAUGGGGGUUAUUUUUUUUGUUUUUUGUUUUUCAAGACAAAAGAAAAAACACCACUUAUAUGCAGUAUUGUAUUAAGAGGAAGUUAUCUUACAAGGAGAGAGAUGACAUACGUUUAGAGGCGGCUUUGUUUCACAUCUUUCAGACACGUAUGGAAGAAAAUGCUUUUCGGAUGUGGUUUGGUCACCAUGGUAAACAUUUUGCCAUGCCUAGCAACAUACACCCUUACAAACAUGACAAACUCAGCUUCUCUAUUUCAUUUCUGCUUCAUUUUUGAGCCCUGGACUUUAAUAAGAGAGACAAAAUGCGGACAUUUAGUUUGAACUAUAUAUUUUUCAUUUUGUUUUUAAUUCAUGUCAAAGAGUGAAAUGACUAUGGAGUCUGAGAAUCUCAAAUAAACAUAAGUGUGCUUCCA
Molecule: messenger RNA, 3204 nt
Organism: Cyprinus carpio (common carp)
Lineage: Eukaryota; Metazoa; Chordata; Actinopteri; Cypriniformes; Cyprinidae
Product: ubiquitin-conjugating enzyme E2H (UBC8 homolog, yeast)
Biological process (GO): protein polyubiquitination; ubiquitin-dependent protein catabolic process
Cellular component (GO): nucleus
Molecular function (GO): ubiquitin conjugating enzyme activity
Source: RefSeq, a predicted model, not a curated record